AUGUCACUUACGGCAUCGGCGGCAACCGCCUUGUUUACCGUCCUUGCCAGCGACCCCGAGGAUGAUGACCCGGGACGCCGUUGGGGAGACCAGACAAAGGAGUCUCGGGACUUGUACACCCAAUUCGUGAUUAGUUUCGUGCUAGGACUGGGCGCAUUUGUGUCGUUCUGUGUGCUGCGACCGAAAUGGGCAGAUCUAUAUGCUGCUAGGAGGCGACAACGUUGCGCCGCUUCGGCGCUGCCAGAGCUUCCCGACAGCUUCUUUGGAUGGAUACCGGUGCUCUAUCGGAUCACGGAAGAGGAAGUCUUGCACUCCGCGGGCCUAGACGCAUACGUGUUUCUCUCGUUCUUCAAAUUUGCGAUCCGGCUACUGCUAGCCAUAUUCGCCUUCGCUGUCACCAUAAUCCUCCCGCUCCAUUACAAGUACACCGGCAAGUCCGGGGUUCCAGACUGGGACGAUAUCGAACCACCAAGCAAUAAGUCCAUGAACGCGAUCGGCAUACUAGGCAAAGCCAAGGACAAGGACAAGCUUGUGACCGACCCUGGAUACAUCUGGAUCUAUGUCCUGUUCCCCUAUCUCUUCAGCGGCUUGGCCAUCUACCUGCUCCUCCAGGAAACGAAUAAGAUCAUCCGCACCCGGCAAACCUAUCUUGGAAACCAAACCACUACCACCGACCGCACAGUUCGCCUGUCAGGUAUCCCCCAGGAUUUGACCAGUGAGGACAUGAUCAAGGACUUUGUGGAGGGACUGCGCGUGGGCAAGGUGGAGUCUGUCACCUUGUGCCGAAAAUGGGGCGAGCUAGACCGUCUGAUUGAUGAACGCAUGGAAAUUCUUCGGGCCUUGGAACGCGCGUGGACUAAACACCUUGGAUACAAACGGCCACGAAAAGAUGGAAAUACCUUACCCCUGACCCAUCAACCUCAAUAUACCCGGGCCCGGUUACACCUGGAGGAGGAUGACGAAACAUCUCAGUUGCUAGACGGAGUUGACCAGGACCAUGUUUCUGGGUAUCUGCACGAGCGACCAAAGGUCCGUAUAUGGUACGGUCCAUUUAAACUGCGUUUCCGCAUGAUUGAUGCAAUCGACUACUUUGAGGAGAAGUUGCGGAAGAUCGACGAGCAAAUCACAUCUGCCCGCGAGAAGGAGUAUCCCCCAACGGAGAUUGCUUUUGUGACCAUGGAGUCAAUUGCGGCCUCUCAAAUGCUUGUUCAGGCCACUCUUGACCCGCAUCCUAUGCAGAUGUUCGCUCGGCUUGCUCCGGCGCCAGCAGACGUUGUUUGGAAAAAUACCUACCUCUCUCGUAGUCGGCGGAUGACCCAGUCUUGGCUUAUCACGCUCGCCAUCGGGUUUCUCACUAUCUUUUGGUCGGUUCUUCUGCUUCCAAUCGCGACUCUGCUGGAACUGGAUACACUGCACAAGAUUAUACCGUCUCUAGCGGAGACAUUGGCCAUGCACCCCAUCUUGAAAUCCUUGGUUUCGACUGGUCUACCGACUUUGGCCUUCUCCCUCCUGACGGUCGCAGUCCCAUAUCUCUAUGAGUGGCUCUCAAAGAAUCAAGGCAUGAUGUCUCGUGGUGAUAUUGAGCUUUCUGUCAUCUCGAAGAACUUUUUCUUCUCUUUCUUUAACCUGUUCCUCCUUUUCACCGUCUUCGGUACUGCGACUGGAUUCUACAGUUUCUGGGAGCGCCUGCGUGAUGCUUUCAAAGAUGCCACCACUAUUGCCUUCGCCCUUGCCACCUCCCUGGAGGGCUUCACAAAAUUCUAUAUCAACCUCCUGGUUCUUCAAGGAUUGGGUCUGUUCCCCUUCCGACUGUUGGAAUUUGGCAGCGUUGCAUUAUACCCCUUGCAGUUCUUCAGAGCCCAGACCCCCCGCGAAUAUGCCGAGCUUUCUACUCCACCAAAGUUCAGCUAUGGCUUCUCGAUUCCACAGACCAUCUUGGCAUUGAUCAUUUGUAUCGUCUACAGCGUCUUCCCCAGUUCGUGGCUGAUCUGCUUAUUCGGCUUGGUCUACUUCUCGAUUGGCCAGUUCAUCUACAAGUAUCAGCUAUUGUAUGCACUGGACCACCAGCAACACUCAACCGGCCGGGCGUGGCCAAUGAUCUGUAACCGGCUGUUCGUCGGACUGGUUGUGUAUCACCUGGCCAUGAUCGGAGUCCUCGCCUUGCGUGGUGCCAUUACUCGCUCGUUACUUCUCGUCCCUCUCCUGGGCUUCACUGUGUGGUUCUCCUACUGGUUCGCACGAACCUACGAACCACUAAUGAAGUUCAUCGCUCUCAAGAGCAUCAAUCGUGACCAGCCCGGGGGUGGCGAUGUCUCCCCGUCCCCUUCUUCCAGUUUCUCGCCAUCAUCAGGCAUGGAUCGGGACGCGCUUCCCAUCCGGAUUGGCGGCCAAGAGCUUGGCCUGCGGCUGAAGAAGUAUGUCAACCCGAGCCUGAUUCUGCCUUUGCAUGAUGCCUGGCUUCCUGGUCGCAGUCCUGAUCAUAUCAAUGGUGCGUCUCCACCUGGACACCCAGACCUUGCGGAUAUUGUCUCUGCUUGA
Messenger RNA from Penicillium daleae, 2538 nucleotides. RefSeq names its product putative DUF221 domain protein. NCBI's taxonomy places the organism in Eukaryota, Fungi, Ascomycota, Eurotiomycetes, Eurotiales, Aspergillaceae. Gene Ontology annotation, molecular function: calcium-activated cation channel activity. The transcript is spliced from 4 exons. The record is from RefSeq and is a predicted model, not a curated record. The coding region runs from base 1 to 2538 and encodes 845 amino acids. Gene Ontology annotation, cellular component: plasma membrane.